Molecule: messenger RNA, 1618 nt
Organism: Syngnathus typhle (broad-nosed pipefish)
Lineage: Eukaryota; Metazoa; Chordata; Actinopteri; Syngnathiformes; Syngnathidae
Product: sia-alpha-2,3-Gal-beta-1,4-GlcNAc-R:alpha 2,8-sialyltransferase-like
Exons: 4
Coding region: 279-1391 (370 amino acids)
Biological process (GO): N-glycan processing; oligosaccharide metabolic process
Molecular function (GO): alpha-N-acetylneuraminate alpha-2,8-sialyltransferase activity
Source: RefSeq, a predicted model, not a curated record
GCACUCUGGCUCCAUCUCCCUGAUUAAACCAGCAGGAGGAGGAAGGAGAAGGAGGAAGGCGGUAGGCUACAAGGGAGGGGGAAUGACAACUAUCCGAGCUCCAUCCACAACACGCAUUGGAAAAAAAUCACCCGCACCCGGCGAUGAAACGUCGCGGAUGAGGGCCCGGCCACCGGCAGAAGAAGGAGCACCCGCAGAAGAAGCAGCCAGGCCGGCGAUGCGGACGCUCAGCCGAACGACUACGACGACCGCCGAGUGAAGCCGCUCCCCUCGCCAAGAUGGUCCGCGUGGCUCGCGCGCUGGGUCUGAUCAUCCUGUGCGUGGCGGUGCUCAUCCUGUCGCUCAUCAGCUACGUGUCCCUGCGUAAGGACAGCCUCUUCGGGUCGCCCGUCGGGGGGCCUAGGAUCAUGUUCCACGCGGGCUUCCGAUCGCAGUUCGCCAUGAAUUUCCUGGACCCCUCCUUUAUCCCGCUGACCAACGCCCUGAACGAAGAGCUACAGGGAAAGCCGUCCAAGUGGAAAUUCAACAAGACUGCUUUUUUCCAGCAGAAGAAGGACAUCUUUAACUUCAUCGACAUUCCGCACAACUUCUCACUGACCAAAAGCAGCGUCCGUGUGGGCCAACUGAUGCACUUUGACUACUCCAGCCACAAGUACGUGUUCUCCAUCAGCAACAACUUCAAGUCUCUGCUCCCCGAUGCCUCGCCCAUCCUGGACAAGCACUACGGCACUUGCGCCGUGGUGGGCAACAGCGGCAUUCUGACGGGCAGCCACUGCGGCUCCGAAAUCGACCGCGCCGACUUUGUUUUUCGCUGCAACUUCGCUCCCACCGAGGUGUACGCCAAAGAUGUGGGUCGCAAGACCAACCUGACCACUUUCAACCCCAGCAUCCUGGAAAGGUACUAUAACAACCUGCUGACCAUUCAGGACCGUAACAACUUCUUCCUGCACCUGAAGAAACUGGAAGGUGCCAUUCUGUGGAUCCCCGCAUUCUUCUUGCAUACGUCGGCUACCGUCACCCGCACCCUUGUGGACUUCUUUGUGGAGCACAAGGGCCAGCUCAAAGUGGAGCUGGCCUGGCCCGGAAACAUCAUGCAUGACGUCAACAAAUACUGGAAGACAAAGAACCUUUCCCCCAAGCGACUGAGUACCGGCAUUCUCAUGUACACUCUGGCGUCGGCCAUGUGCGACGAGAUCCACCUGUACGGCUUCUGGCCCUUCGGUUGGGACCCCAAUACGGGCAAGGACCUGCCCUACCACUACUACGACAAGAAGGGUACCAAGUUCACCACAAAAUGGCAGGAGACCCACCAGCUUCCCAGCGAGUUCAAGCUCCUCUACCGGUUGCACCGCGACGGAGUCACCAAGCUCAGCCUGACACAUUGCAUGUAGAUGGGGACGGGCGGGGGUUCGCGCACGACGCCACGCCCGGAUUCCGCAUGCCGAUCUCUCAUUCCACACGUCUGCCUCGCUCGGUUUUGGUAUCGUCGUGUUAAGUAUUCCUGUCAGACGCCUCCACGACGCUCCUUCAGGAUGCCUGGUGGCAGUGGCAAACACAGUGGAACCUCUACAAGGAAAAAAAAAAAAAAAAAGCCCAACCCUCAAACCAGCUCAGACAA